GUGGAUGCUUCCAAGCAGCCAGUCCAAAAAACAUCUACCAGUCCUUUUGUCAUUUAGUCAAACAUUCAAUAAGAGGGAGGACAUUUACAACACAACAAUCAACCGGUUGACGGUGUUAGAACACAACUGAAGACAGAUCAACUCUUGCUUUUUACAACUUUUCCCAAGAUGUGGGCAAGGGGGAAGAAGUCAGGCCAGUUAGCCACCAGACCAUCAUGUUUCUCCAUAGUUCAUCAGUACAUUCAGCGUUUUAAUGAGGUGUCUGGCAAUAAGUCAGCUGUAAUCCGCAGAAGAUCCAAGACCCCAGGGGUGAUGAUCACACAGUAUACAUCAACUUUGCCUGAGGGUAAAAGCACCCCAGACUUCCGCUGUAAACCCAUGCCAGUUACGGUCAAGGAAGGAGAAUUAGCUGUUUUCAAGGCUGUGGUGACAGGGGAGCCGAAGCCAGAGGUUUCAUGGAGAAGAGCUAAAGGACCUUUAGCAGACAAGGAGAGGUUCCAAAGGAGAUAUGAUGAAUCAACAGGGGAACACAUAUUAGAGAUUCACAAAGUAUCUGCAGUGGAGGCCGAUACGUACAAAUGUUAUGCUGUGAAUGAAUGCGGCAAAGCUGUCUGCACCACAACGUUAAACGUGUUUGAUGUCUCAACAAAUCCUGAAGAUUUCAGAAAACUGCUAAAGAAAAGUAAAGCACAGACACCAGGUGGUGAGAAUGAUGAAACUUUCUGGGAUGUAAUGCUAAAUGCAGAUAAAAGAGACUAUGAAAGCAUCUGUUCUGAAUACGGUGUUGUGGAUUUAAACAUGAUCCUGAAGAAGCUUGAAGAGAAGAGGAAAAAGAAGGAAAAAGACAAACAGAAGGAUAUUAUGAAUUCCUGGGACAGUGUUCCAGAAGAACAGUGUAAUCAGAGUUUUGGGACGAAAAGCUGCAUCAAAAUUGAAGGCCUGGUACAAAGUGACACAGGAAUAUAUAUAGGUGACCCUGAGGAGGCUAACCGCCACAACACACAGCUAAAUCACGCCAGUCCUAAAAAAGACAUUUUACUUACAGGGUUCAAAUUGUCCAAUGUGGAUUUUAUGAUAAAAAUUCAAGAGAUUAAAGCUGAAGAAAAUGAUGAUGCUCUCUUCGAGUGUGUGCUAACGCACCCUCUACCCAAAAUCACUUGGAUAAAAAAAGGCAUUGUUCUGGAAGAUGGGGAGAAAUACAGUAUAACUGUAUCUGACAACAAGCUCAUUCAUCGGCUCCUCAUCAGGAACUGCACUAAACUGGACAAGGGAAUCUAUUCUGCUAUUGCAGGAAUUAUAUCCUGUAGUGCAUGGCUGGUGGUGGAAGAUCAGCACAACCCUGCAGAUGGUGGUACGAAAUUAAUCCAUAAAACCGCAAAAGCUGCUGGAGCUCAGAGCGACUUGGAAAAAGUGGCUAAAGAACAGCAGAUGAAAAUUCAAGAGGAAAUGGAGAAGAUUUUAAAAGCUGUGAAAGGAAAAUACUCAGAAACAGAAAAACUGAGAGAGGAUAUUUUACCCCAUGUUGGGCACCGUGGUGAAAGUGAAAAAACUGGUAAAACGCAGAAGGCUAACUCAAAAGAUAACACUUUAACAGCAAUGGAGUAUUCUGGGCAUGAAACAGGAGCAGAACAACCACUCAGAACAGGCGACCUAAAGAAGAAAUUCCACAACAAAGAUCAAGUUGUUUGUAACAUAAUUCCAGAAAGGAAAAAUACCAAAGAUGAUGCUGAAUCAACAUUUGGAGAUUUUGAUGUGAUAGAGACAGGAGAGCAACUGAGAGAAGGGGACCUAAUAAAGAAAGAACAGAGUGGUCAAGUUGGUUUCAAUACAAUGACAGAGAGAAAAAACACCAGAGGUGCCACCAUAACAACCUCUACCGAUUAUGGUAUGACAGAAGUAGAAGAAAAAGUGAGAGAUGAUAAUCUAAUCAAGAAAAUACACCACAAAGAUCAAGUCGGUUCUAACACAGAAACAGAUUCUAAUAAAGGGGAACCUCAACAAGAUCAAGAGGCAGAGAGUGAAGUAAUCGGUGACAAACAUCUCAGAGAAAAUCAAUGUGAUGAUGUCGAACAACAGAGUCAAUUCAGAGGAAAAAGUAGUUUGGAUAAGGAAGCAAGAACUCAGAGGAAAACAAAGAAUGUCCACUGGAAAGAAGCGACAUCAGAUAAUGGACAACAAAGUGGUGAUGAACUAAAUAACACUAAUGAGAACGAAGGCUCUGCUGACCAAGGAAAACGGCAACACGUUUUAAAGGAAAUCACAACAGAGAAAAAUUCUGUCAAUGGGAAGUUUGUGUUUUCUGAAGACCAUGGUGAAUGUGAAGAGGAUGAAAACAUGAGCAGCGCUUUCAACCACCCACGACGUAAAAGACAAGUCCCUCUGAUUACAGAUUCCCUGAUUGAUCCAGGCGUUCACUUCAUCCAGGGUUUGUCAGAUAUCGAUGCAAUUAUCCAUGAGAGUGCUGAGUUAACAUGCAAGCUCAGCCGUGAUGACUGUGAAGGAGUCUGGUUUAGAGAUGGGAAAAAGAUAUACCCAGAUGAUAAUAUUUCUAUCACUAUGAAUGGAUCCAUCCAUAAAUUAGUAAUAAUGCAGUGCAGUGUGGAGCACUCUGGGAAAUAUCGCUUUGAAGCAGAUGGUCGUAAGACAGAGGCAAUGAUUAACAUCAGAGAUCCUCCGAGGUUUGACCCAGAAGACCUCAGUGCCUUCACCAGGCCUUUGACACUUAAAGUGGGACACAACGCCAUCUUCAAACUGCAGUUCAUUGGCCACAAACCUAUUAAAGUUCAGUGGUACAGAGACGGCGAUGAGCUGCAAGAUGACAACAGUGUAAGAAUUGAAAAAUCUGCAAGUCACAGUCGCUUGCUCCUUAUUAGAUGCCAGAGAAGGGACACUGGAGAGAUCAAGAUAAAGAUAAGGAACGACCACGGCUUUACGGAAGCAGUAUCACAGCUUAUUGUUCUUGACAAGCCAUCCGCCCCCAUGGGUCCAGCAGAGGUCACUGAGAGUUCAGCAUCAUGCAUUGAAUUUAAGUGGCGGCCUCCAAAGGAUGACGGCGGGUCACCUGUGACUAACUAUAUACUGGAGCGUCAGCAAGUGGGACGAAACACCUGGAAGAAAAUUGGUGAAAUCCCAGGCGUGCCCAUCUACCGGGACACAGAUGUUGAUCGUGGACGGAAGUACUGUUACCGCAUCUGGGCAGUAACUUCAGAGGGAAUAAGUGAAGUGAUGGAAACUGACGAAAUGCAAGCUGGCAGAGUUGCUUUUCCAGGCCCUCCAGCUCCCCCAAAGGUGGUCAGUGCAUUUAAUGAAUGUAUCAAACUUUCCUGGUCUUCACCAGCUAUUACUGGAGGGUCACGUCUUUUGGGCUAUAUUUUAGAAAAACGCAAACAAGGAAGUAAUCUUUGGACUGUUGUGAAUGCACCAGAUGAGAUAAUAAAAGAGAAAAAGUAUGCAGUGAGGGAUGUUGUGGAAGGUAUGGCAUAUGAGUUCAGAGUUUGUGCCAUAAACCUCUCAGGAGCUGGUGAAUUUAGCAACGCAUCAGAAUUUGUUUUUGCGCGGGACCCUAAAAAGCCUCCUGGUAAAGUUAUAGGCCUGAAGGUGACAGAAACAUCUUACACCAACAUGGUUGUGACUUGGACCAAACCUGAGGAUAAACCAGGCAUACAGGAUGAAGCUAAAGGAUAUUUUGUGGAGAUUCGUCAGGCAGAUCGCAUUGAAUGGUCCCGUUGUAACAGCACCCCUAUUAUUAUGACUUCAUUUAAUGUGAAAGGCCUUAGGUCUAUGGAAAUGUACUGGGUGAGAGUCAUUGCAGUAAAUGAUGGGGGAGAAAGCAUACCCGAGGAGCUGCCAAAUUAUAUUCUUGCAAUGCCUUUGCCUGUAAGGCCAAGGUUCACAAACAACAAGAUGAAGAGUUUCAUGGUUGUGAGGGCAGGGAACUCUGUACGAAUAACAGUAAGCUUUGAGGCCUCCCCACGGCCAGAGAUUACAUGGUUAAAAGACAACGUGCCAGUGACAAAACGCGCUACAGUCAGUAACUCUGAUGGCUCAUCUCAGCUAUUGAUUCCCACCUCCGAACGCUCUGAUACAGGCAUCUACUCUGUCUUGGUGAAAAAUAUUGUUGGACAGGAAACCUUUCGUAUGGAAGUAAGAGUAACAGAUGAUCCAAAGCCUCCUGGACCAGUGGAACUAGAGGAGAAUGUUCCUGGAACGGUGACUGUGAUCUGGAAACCUUCUCUUGAUGAGAAGCGUGAUGAUCGUCUCCAUUACACAGUUUCCAAAUUGGACUCCACUAAGCACACAUGGACCACAGUGGCUGAUAGGCUCUUCAAUAACAGGUUCACAGUUUGCAACAUUGUGCAAGGAAGGGAGUAUCAUUUUCGAGUUUACGCCAAAAAUGACAUGGGUACAUCAGCACCCUCAGAAUCCCCAAUCUGGGGGACCGAAAAAAAGAAAGAAAAAAUUGUGAUAACUAAACCAAAAACUAAGGACUAUGACCUACGAUGCACUCCUACCUUCAUUGUACUUUUAAAGCCUCAAACUGCAACACUGGGCUAUGAAUGCUAUAUGAGCUGUGCAGUGAGGGGAAACCCUGCCCCUCGUAUCACGUGGUAUCGAAGCCACGUCAAUAUAAACACAGAUACAAACUAUUACAUCUCCAACACCUGUGGCGUCUGCUCCUUGCUGAUCCUUCAUGUUAGUCCCAAAGAUGUAGGCGAGUAUACCGUUGUUGCAGAAAACAGCUUAGGACGAGCUGAAUGCUCCACAGUGCUCAGUAUUAAAGCAGAGUGAAGAAGCUGAAGACACCACUUUUCAAAGACCAUCUGUCAAAAACAGGAAGAUCAACAAGCA
Messenger RNA from Cyprinodon variegatus (sheepshead minnow), 4848 nucleotides. RefSeq names its product immunoglobulin-like and fibronectin type III domain-containing protein 1. The coding region runs from base 169 to 4788 and encodes 1539 amino acids. Gene Ontology annotation, molecular function: protein binding. The record is from RefSeq and is a predicted model, not a curated record. NCBI's taxonomy places the organism in Eukaryota, Metazoa, Chordata, Actinopteri, Cyprinodontiformes, Cyprinodontidae. The transcript has 29 exons.